AUGCACGGCACUCCGAAAGGUCUGGUGUUUGCACUUUAUUACCCCAUCCUUGCAGCAGUCGGUGUUCCAGCUAACUUGGCUGUGAUUGUGAUCCUCUCCCAAGGAAAGUGUGGUCUCUCGAGAUGUAUCACUUAUUACCUUGUGUCCAUGGCCGUGACAGAUCUCCUGGUUAUUAUCUCGGCUGUAAUAUUAAACCGGAUUGUUGGGAUUUAUUUCCCAUCUAGUUUCUUUUUCAUCACCCCAAUCUGUAGCUUUAGUUUUGUGUUAAUUUAUGGGAUUAGGGACUGCUCGGUCUGGGUAACUGUGGUAUUCACCUUUGACCGGUUUGUAGCUAUUUGUUACCAGAAGCUGAAAAAUAAAUACUGCACUGUGAAAACAGCAGCAGUGGUGAUAGGAACAGUUUGCGGCGUGAGUUCUGUCAAAAAUGCUUUCUGGUAUUUCAUAUAUGAGCCCAUGCAUACAGUGAAGAAUAUUCCAUGGUUCUGUACAAUCAAGUCGACAUUUUACACCUCACCUGCGUGGGCUGCCUUUGACUGGAUUCACCGCAUUUCAACUCCAUGUCUCCCAUUCGUUCUGAUUCUACUGUUCAACGCUCUGACCGUCCGACACAUCUUAACUACGAUAAGGACCCGCAGGAGACUCCAGGUCCGGAGUAACCUUGAGAAUCAGAAUGACCCAGAGACUGAGAGCCGGAGGCGAUCAAUCAUUUUGCUCUUCUUCAUCUCAGGCAGCCUUAUCCUCUUGUGGCUGUUGUUCCUUUUAACUUUCCUUUAUGUUCGAAUAGCAAAACUCAGUUAUUUCUCAGGUUCCAAUUACACAGAAUCCAAUUUUGUUCUGGAGGAGAGUGGAUUCAUGCUGCAGCUACUGAGCUCCUGCAUCAACCCAUUUAUUUAUGCUGGAACACAGAGCAAAUUCAGGGAUGAGUUAAGGAAUGGGAUGAAAUAUCCAAUAACACUAAGUUCUAAACUAUGUAACUUCUGCAAAUAG
Rhincodon typus (whale shark) is the source of this 987-nucleotide messenger RNA. RefSeq names its product probable G-protein coupled receptor 139. The transcript is spliced from 2 exons. Gene Ontology annotation, molecular function: G protein-coupled receptor activity. The coding region runs from base 1 to 987 and encodes 328 amino acids. Gene Ontology annotation, cellular component: membrane. NCBI's taxonomy places the organism in Eukaryota, Metazoa, Chordata, Chondrichthyes, Orectolobiformes, Rhincodontidae. The record is from RefSeq and is a predicted model, not a curated record. Gene Ontology annotation, biological process: G protein-coupled receptor signaling pathway.